AGUCACGUGUCUAGAGGCACAGCCAGCAAGCUAGCGGAUGAGAAAAGGUACGAGCGAGUGCAAGCGCUCGAAGUGGAUUAAGUGUGGAAGGGAUUGAAGGAGAGACAUGACAAAAUAUCAAGAGGGAAAGCACGCACUACCAUGCGAGCUAAAUUUGCGACCGCUGGAAUAGAGGAUGUCGGAUUAAUGGUGACUAUUAUAACCCGUUUUCGCAGAGGAAGCUUUUCGAUUGGGACUUUGGAAGAGAGGGUCCGCGGGGAAACAUGGCCGAAGGAGGGGCGGUUAAAGGUGGCGCAGAAUACACCGCCAAAUCGGCGGAGCAGGAAGAGCGGAUUCUGCCCCAGCCUCUGUCGGGAGCAGGCCACUGCAAGUGGUUCAAUGUUCGAAUGGGGUUCGGAUUUAUAUCAAUGACCAGCAGCGAGGGAAGCCCCCUAGACCUCCCUCUGGACGUAUUUGUCCACCAAAGUAAGCUGGUGAUGGAUGGCUUCCGCAGCCUGAAGGAGGGCGAGCAGGUGGAGUUCACCUUUAAGAAGUCCUCCAAGGGCCUGGAGUCCUUGCGGGUGACGGGGCCGGGCGGGGGACCAUGCGCGGGCAGCGAGAGGAGACCCAAAGGGAAGGCCACGCCCCAGAAGAACCGCAAACAAAAGGGUGACCGCUGUUAUAACUGUGGAGGUCUGGACCACCACGCCAAGGAGUGUGGCCUGCCCCCCCAGCCAAAGAAAUGCCACUACUGCCAGAGCAUCAUGCACAUGGUGGCCCAGUGUCCCCACAAGGCGCCGCCCACUGGCUCUCAGGACACCCUGCACCCCUCUACCUCGACCGACCUGUACCCCCCCGACGAGGAGGAGCGCUUGGGUUCAUCCCCCCUCGAUGGCCCCUCGUGCUCCCCGGAAGCGCCACCCCAGUCACACUAUGGUGGCCCCCAGAGGUGGAGGAAAUAGGCGGGGAGAAGGGGAGAGGUGUACCAUGACCCUGACUCCCCUAACCUAAGGAACCCCCAAAAUCCCAUCCCUAUUCUACCUCACACUCGUGAAAAAAAUGGGAGGUAUAUUUUUGGGAGGACCAGCGAAGUUAUGGCAACGAUCACCGGGAUAUGGAUUUGUGUGAAUGUGUGCGACUGGCUGACUGGUUGUCAUCUGGUUGCAGCUAUGGAAACCAUCUCUGGGGAUACGAACUCAUGUGAAUGACUGUGUGACUUCUCAAUCAGUGCAGCUCAAGAGACAAAAUGGUCUAAAAGAGAAACAAGGUUUGGGGUUAAGGGUUAGGGGUUAGGGUUAGGGUGAUUGUGAAGCUGAGUUAGAUGACUGGUGUCAUCUGUAACACUUUGUGUGGUAGUUUCUGAAUAGAACUCGGUUUCCUUUUAGAUUUUAGUUCACGUGUUUCAUAUUAUAUUAUUAUUCUAAACAUCAUUAUGCCUCUUUUUUAGCAUUAAGACUUUUAAAAAAGGCCUAGAUGUAGGCCAGUGUUUCCUAAUCGAGCAUAUUUUAGUUUUGCCCUAGCAGUAACACACUUGAUUUAACUUAUCGCCAAGUCUUUGAUUAUUUACAAUCCGGUGUGUUAGUGAUACAUCAAACUAAAAUGUGUACCCCUUUGGCUCCCCGGGACCAGGAUUGCAAAACACUGAUUGGUCCUCUAUAAAAACAAUAGAACCACAAAAAAUCUGAAUCCAAAUGAUGCUUCAGUGUGACCUAUUGUGUUGGCGAGAGCACCAUGGAUACCAGGGUGAAAGGUUGGAAAGAGGAUGGGGGCGUAAGGACCCAUUCAAUAACCCUUGUGGUCGUGUGCAACGCUCUGCUUUACAGAAACAGAACUGUAACAACUGCCGCGGGGGGCAACAAUGGUUGCAAUGGUUUCAUAAGAACCAGGAACUGGUUGUUAUAUCGUUGUUAGUAUAUGGUUGUAAUGAUGUCAUUUCAACCAGCUUUGCCGUGUGUGUGUGUGUGUGUGUGUGUGUGUGUGUGUGUGUGUGUUGAAGUCACCUUUGCUGUGUACUUCCCCAGCGGGUAGAUUUUGGCACAAGACAUCAUUGCAACCAGUAUUCUGCUGCGAAAAGAAGCCUAACUGUCCUGAACCACAGAAGAUGAGCUUUUCUAGUUCAGUGGUACUAACAAUUGACUGCAGAGUGCUAGUGGGGGAAUAGUAUUGAAUCCAGGCAUGUGUGCACUUGCUUGUGUGUGAGUGGGGUUGUUAGGAACGUGUGAGAGACGUUGUUCCUUUCCUAAAACAUAACAGAGAAGUUUGAUCCAGGCUUUGAGAUUGGGGCCAACCUCUAGUCGACUUGAUAUUAAUGUUUCAUGUAAUCCUAGAAAGACAUGCCUUAGAAAAAGUGUUUUAUCACUCGAGACCUUGCCUGGCUACCCAGAUUCCUUGCUCUUGCCAAACGCUAAGCCACGCUCACAGACGUUAGUUUCUUCUCCGCAGUGAGUCUGGAUCUGAGUAUGUCCCAGACCCUUCACCAAAUGCCAACACAUUUGAGGCCAUCUGAUUGGUCCAGGAACCGAUGGGUUGGGCCAGAGCUAGAACAAACAUGGGUAAAGCGGCAGUUUGAAAAUGUGUCAUUGGCAUUGAUACUCUGAUUGGUUCGAGACGAUCCAAUCGAUGUUGACUUUGUUUUGUACAAAGCCCCUCGUGUCCCUCGUCACCACAAUCUUAAAUGAUGGCAGACCGACACACUCAAUAUGUGGUCUGGAGACCGGACUCGAGUAGCCUAACAACUCGCACUAUAUUCUUCUUCUGAAGAAUUUAGUGUGAGUUGUUAGGCUACUCGAGUCCGGUACCCAGACCACAUAUGGAGUGUCUCGGGCUUGUCUCGGAUACAUUUUUACUCUGUCUUGACUGUUUCGGGCUCGGACAAUGAGGACUCGUAAACAAAAUCUGAAUUAUCAGCCCCCGUUCAGUCAAUCCUUCACCAUGCCAAAUAAACACACUCCUUUUAUAAACACCUUUCAUACUUACUCAUAACAAUACUGUCCUUUACUACAGUGCAUUCCGAAAGUAUUCAAACCCCUUGAAUUGCUCCUCAUUUUGUUACAUUGCAGCCUUAUUCUAAAAUGGAUUCAAUAUUGAAUUGUUUUUCCUCAUCAAUCUACACACAAUACCCCAUAAUGACAAAGUGAAAACAGUUUUUUUUAGAAAUGUUUGCUAAUGUAUUACACUUACAGAAAUACUGUACAUUUUUAGCUCUUUUUUUUUUUAUGGCGGCGAUCUGACACAAUUUCAAUCAUGGUCUUGAAUUGGACUCGCAUUGUUCUGGUCUCGGUCUUGACUCGAACUCGCCCCCCUCCCGGUCUCGGUCUUGACUCGGUCUCACAACACUUCUUAGCUAAGAAACCAUUUUAUCCACCUCUAGGUUUAAGUUCCAAAACAUUGAAAAAAUGCCAUUAUUUAAUUGGACUUCUACUAUCUACAUUUGGGCUGUUGACUAAUUAGUUGGAGAUAGUGUCACAGUUUAUGAAGUCACAAUAUAAGUCAUUAAUAUAUGUAUGAAAGAAUAGCAAGUUCUAAAACAAUUAUUACAUUUAAGUAUAGAAUGAAUUAUUUCUGGCAUAGUUUAAGGAACUAUGAAUUGUGCGUAGGAUUCUUUAUUGUCAAGCACCAUCACACCUCUCUCUCCCUUUGACCUGUGUGACAUCACUCAUUCACUCAGUCAAUGCCCUCCCCGUUUAUAAUAUGAAGUCAUUUUCUACAUUUGUCUCUCUUUAUUUCUAUCACUCCAUCUCACUCUUAUCCUCCCUCCGCACAAUCAAAAUAUCUGAUCACUCUCACAUCACUCUACCUCUCUCUAUCGUUCUAUCUGUCCCCGUUCCUCUUUUCUGACUAAAUGCCUUACCUAUAUAGGAAAAACUCGGACCCCUAGUCCUAGGCCUAGUAUUAGUCAAAUCACAUAGCCUCUACAUCUGUCUGAUGUCAAAGCUUUCUAUCCCUAUAUACACACCCCUGUCCCUCUCCCAUCUAUGCCUGUGGUACCACCUGUUUCCCACUCAAAACGGGAUCCCUAAACACUGCUGCUCGUUAUUCAAAUAGUCCAGAGAUUUAUUAAGAGCUGAAAAAGAGGUAGGGAGAAAAAAAAAAAUGUAAGUGCUGCUCUGCGACUUUCUGGUAGCGCUUCUACUAAUGAAACAUGACGACUCUUCUCUGACCAUAUUGAAUGUGAAAAGAACUCUGACGUGGCUCUCUCCUCGCAAAAGUCAACGAGGGUGACUUUGGAGUCGUAUCUUCUUAAUGUGCCGACAAAUCAAAUGGCUUUGUAUGAUGACGUCAAACUAGCUUGUCUUUUCUAAAAGCUCGAAAACAAAUGACAUAGACAAGCAACAGUCUUUGGUAUAUACGUUUCUAUAAAAGAGUUUUGGCUUUAUUUUAAGGCAUCGUAAAAGUCGUUCCUGCUCCUUUUGGAAUUUCGAGAGAUUGUUUCUGAAAGUUCAACACUGAGGUUGUUUAUGUACAGCGUUUUGAAUGUGUGACGUGCAUCGAAUUGAAUCCAAUAAGCAGACAACAACAGAGAGGGGGAAAAAAAGAGAAUGACCAAACCACACAAUGAGCACAGCCCAUUUUUGUACUAUGUAUAUAUAUUUUUUAAUCCACAAUUCCUCUCAGGAUGAUAAACUGUUCUCAGGGAAUUAACCAAAAAAUGUAUAUUUUAUUAUUUUGGGAAUCAUCCACCGACUUGCUCGAUGAACUCUGAACAGUGAAGUUUAACGGUUCUGUACCUCUUCAUGUCCUGAUAUUAGUAACUAACUACCUCUCGAGUUACACAUAGUUGUGCAUUUUCUUCUUAUGUUUUGUUUUGAUUGAUCUUGUAUGAUUAACUGUAGGACUUUUUUUGUUUCCAGCAAAAGCCUACCUCAUUUCCUCAGUUAUUCCCCUCCCCCAGCCCCCCCCCCCUGUCCUCUACCACCUCUGUUGUUUGUUACAAGCGUCCAGUGUUGGCACAAUAGUCGCAAUGCGGUUUCAAUCAAUCACAUCGCUGAAAUGGCAGAUCAGUUGUGACUCCAACUCCUCUUUUCCAAUCAAAGCCUGUUUUUGGUUGUUGUUUUUCUUCAGUUUUGAAAUUGUAGUGUUAAUCUCCACAUCCAGGGUGAACUUUGUCUGCCAGCUAAGUGUGUGUGUGUGUGUGUGUGCUUUUCCAGCAUAUGUAGGCCUACACACUUGCAGACAACAGCCAGUGAGUUUAAGUGUUUGUACAUAUUUUUUCUCCUAACCUCAUUUCUCAUUGUAACCACUUGACAGGCAUGAGGUGGACACAAAUUGGAUUGUACUGUAAAUGCACAAGAAGAUGGUGCCUAUCUAUGUUUUGUCUGUGUAUUCCCAUCGUAUUACCAAAUAACAAUUUUUCUCGCUUUGGCCUACUCAUUAAGUGACCUAAAUAUCAGCCAUUUUGACAACCUCCGAAAAUGACAAGUUGUGUUGUCUCGAGACAAUUGGUUAUUGUUUUUGUGAACUACAAUACGUAUUAUGUGGCAUUAAUAAUUCUUAAAAAUGGGUAGAUUUAAGUACUAAUAGUGACCUUGCAUAUGUUGAGAUCCUUAAAAAAAAAGGGUUUAUGAAUAUUACUAUUAUUGGGGG
Molecule: messenger RNA, 5562 nt
Organism: Oncorhynchus keta (chum salmon)
Lineage: Eukaryota; Metazoa; Chordata; Actinopteri; Salmoniformes; Salmonidae
Product: protein lin-28 homolog A-like
Exons: 4
Coding region: 264-941 (225 amino acids)
Molecular function (GO): zinc ion binding; nucleic acid binding
Source: RefSeq, a predicted model, not a curated record